UCCCCUUUGACCCCUUUCACAAAUGUUUAUACCUUUGCACAUCAGCUCAAGAUAAACGAAAACCAAACAAUAAGAGGAGAGAUAUCUUAAUUUAAAGCAAGUCUAACAACUUUUCGAACUGACCAAAGAGUCAUGGAAACACAUUCGAGACAAAAAUAUUAGAUUUAUUUAACUUAUCGCAAAUCAUUUAUAAACCUCGAAAAGUUCAUAAGCAGUAGCGAAUUCCAGAAAAAAAAAGAUCAAAAAUUCCAGAUAAGAAAUAGACAAAAAAUUCUGAUUUGCGAAUUCCAGAAAAAAAAAUAGAUAAAAAACAAUGACUACGCGACUCUUUACUGCUAUACUUUUUCUAGCUCAACACACUUCUACCCAAAUAAUAGUUCAAGGGCCAGACAAAUGCUCAUACGACAUCAAACUGCAGGAUAGCUUCACUAUACGAAACGAGAGGUUCCACUCCAUUCACAUGUGUAGUAAUGGUUACAUAACAUUUGGUAGUGACGCGCCUGAAGUUCUGAUGGAGCCUGACCAAUUUGACAAACUGAAUGCAUCGACGAUUCUGUCUCCCGCAUUGAUUAGACAGCCUGAAACCCUUUCACCAGUCCACUCUGUUAACGUCACUUACGAAGAACUAACAUUCGAAACUGUUCAAAACCUGAGCAAAACUUGGAUCGGCGACCCCAAAUACGUCAAGGAUGACUACUUCAGACCCCGGUGGGGUUUCUCAGUUUUCUGGAAGGGACCUCAAAAUGAGUUUGGAAUCUACAUUCUUCAAGAUAGGAAGCUAAGGACUAUCCAGGGACCUCUUGAGAAGACAUUGAUUAUCUAUGAUUACCGCAGGUUGGAUCUUACUGUGGAUACAGCGACUGGACAAGAAAUGAGAUCUGGUAUCAACAGUCCCAAUAACACCAUCAAGUGGACCCCAGUUGGGUCCAGUUCCGACCUGGGAGGGUACCUGAGCAGCUGGGGCAGAUACGAGGAGGGACUGUAUGGCAUGUGGAUGUACCAACUCAACCCAAGAGUGUAUGGGCCAGUGCUUGAGGGUUACUUCGAGUCAGAUUGCAACAAAAGGAACUGCACUUUGACUGCAGAGCAGAAACAGUGGAUCAAGUAUAACAAGAGAAAGUAUCCCAAUCUGGAAACAGUCGACUUCGGGUUUAACAAUGGAAACUUGACAUACACCAAUGCUAAAAUAUCCCAAGAGAUAUAUCUGCACCAGCUCAGAUGUUGUGACCUCAAAGAAACCGAAAUGCAGUACUACUAACUAGGAAAGAUCUUCGUUGAUACACUAUAAAGACUAUCUAAAACUGUUUCCAAACUAUUUUCGGCUCUUUUCUACUACCCACCCCCACAUUUGAGUUUCACUUUUGAAACACUAAAUAAGCGUUGAAAUAACCAUC
Symsagittifera roscoffensis is the source of this 1394-nucleotide messenger RNA. RefSeq lists its product as uncharacterized. The record is from RefSeq and is a predicted model, not a curated record. The coding region runs from base 314 to 1258 and encodes 314 amino acids. Lineage: Eukaryota; Metazoa; Xenacoelomorpha; Acoela; Convolutidae. The transcript is spliced from 5 exons.